AUGGAGGGGUGUUGGGGCCCUCCUCCUCGAGGAGUUCUAAAAAUCAACACUGAUGGUUGUUCUCGACAAAAUCUUGAUCCUAUUGGGAUUGGUGGGGUGGCGCGUGAUAGUUUUGGUACUGUUCAGUUUAUCUUUUCAGUCUAUAAGGGUAUGCAUAUAAACAAUUUCAUGGAGGCUCUUGCCAUUUUAUAUGUUGUGGAGCAUUGUUGUGAACUAGGCUGGAGAAGUAUUAUUUGUGAGUCAAAUUCUCAGGUGGUGUUGACUUUGUUGAAUAAGCAACGUUUAGAAGAUGUCGGUUGGCAAUUGGUUUUGAUUAUUAAUCAGAUUCUUCAACUGUGUGCUUCCUUGGAAUUUGUUUCUUUCUGUCAUAUUCUGAGGGAAUGGAAUGGUGUUAUGGAUUGUUUGGCCAAACGGGCUUAUGUUCAUAUGUAA
This is a messenger RNA of Cryptomeria japonica (Japanese cedar), 432 nucleotides long. RefSeq lists its product as uncharacterized. NCBI's taxonomy places the organism in Eukaryota, Viridiplantae, Streptophyta, Pinopsida, Cupressales, Cupressaceae. The transcript has a single exon. Gene Ontology annotation, molecular function: RNA-DNA hybrid ribonuclease activity; nucleic acid binding. The record is from RefSeq and is a predicted model, not a curated record. The coding region runs from base 1 to 432 and encodes 143 amino acids.